Armigeres subalbatus is the source of this 1841-nucleotide messenger RNA. RefSeq lists its product as uncharacterized. The transcript has 5 exons. Gene Ontology annotation, biological process: innate immune response; central nervous system formation. Gene Ontology annotation, molecular function: growth factor activity; Toll binding. Gene Ontology annotation, cellular component: extracellular region. The record is from RefSeq and is a predicted model, not a curated record. The coding region runs from base 156 to 1325 and encodes 389 amino acids. NCBI's taxonomy places the organism in Eukaryota, Metazoa, Arthropoda, Insecta, Diptera, Culicidae.
UAGAAAAACAGUACUCUUUUAGAUUCCGAGGAGUUAACAACGGACUGCGCGUAGACGGUAUAUUGGUCCAGGAAGUGCUACUUCCGCUACAAGUGUCUCUGUGCCAAAAACGCACCGCUAUCUAAUUAGAGCAUCAACAAGCCAACAAGGAUUAAAUGGCUAAGAUCAAUUACCUAGUGUUCUUGCUAUUAUUCGGAUGCCCGUUUCUCAUUAGAGCUGACGAUUUACUCGACUCGGAGGAACCACCUGAGGGCUACUAUGCAUUCAUCGAGUCCCCAUCAGCCGUUCCUCCGAAGGUUCGCUCCCCACCGUAUACUCACAUCAACAUCGAUUGCAAAGAUGCGACUAACCCUAAGCCAUACGUUUCGGCAAACAAUCUCUGUGGAGAUUUGAACAAGGGUAAAAUCCCGCGCAAUCCAAUGCGUCAAAGCGUGAUGGGAGAACCUUACCCUUUUGAGCUAAUCAGAAACCAAACACUGAAGUUUUUGUCGAAAACUUUGCCUGUACUGAAGGCCGAUGAUACGCUCCCCAAGGUCACUCAGAUAAUGCCGGACGAUACUGUUGAGCAGUAUGAUGAUAAUGGAAUUGGUCGCCGGAUGGGAAAAGGCAUUCGCAUGACCGAAGAACGCAAGGAUGACGAAGAACCACGGGCGCCAAGGAAGUUCUGCGAUGGUGGUGGCGUAUUUUGUGCUCUGUAUCGUGCCAUCCAGGGCGAACCUUUCAGUAGCAAACUGGUCGCCGAGCGACGUGAAGAAAUUCCAAGUGCUUACGCUCCACCACCACCUCGAUACGAAGGACCCCCCACACCCUGUCCUGCCAAGGUGGAAUAUGCCACACCGGUCUUCGCUAAGAACUACCAAGGUUCGUGGCGGUACGUCGUCCAAAUUCCGUACGAAGGUUACUUCACGCAAACGGUUGAGGUGACCCGCUGUCUACAAGCUCGAUGCCAUUAUCUCGAUGGAGGUUGCUUGUCUUCUCCCCGUUGGGUGAGCUUGCUUGUUGCUGAAAUUUUCUACCCGAAUGCUGAAGAGUUCACAACAACGACAUCCACGACCACUGCACCGUCGAUUCAGGACUUCCAGGCAUACCAGCAGUAUCUGCAGAAACGGGCGGGACUUCCCACCGCCGUUGACAGUGGCUCGUAUGAAAAUACUAGCAAUCAUGCAACUCGCAAGAGCGAUCAGCAUUGUGACGGUCACGAUGAAAUCGGGUGCUUCCAAGUUCGUUUGUACUACGAUUGGUUCCUGAUACCGGGCUCUUGCAAGUGCUGGAGACCAGAUUACUUCGCCAAGUAUGUCCGAAAACGACCAACGCCUGAACUGUAGAACUCGAUUGAUAUCUGCGCCCAUGCGAAAGAGGUCGCGUACGAGUGUUGAAUGGACUGCAACUUUAUUUAUUUAUUUAUUUUAUCAUAGCUUAUGUAAAUGCUAGAGCGUAAAAUGGAGAUUCAAGUUGGAGCUUAUUCGGGUACAACAUUUGGAAGGCGCUUCUGUGGACGCUUUUUUGUGCGUUUCUGGACGUGUUUAAUCUCUCUAUCUUUUACGCAGGAGAAUUCUAUUUCCUUCCCUCAAUUUUCCGCUGGUUAUGGUGUUAUGGGACAAUAAUCGCUACAAUGAGCCAUCGAAGGCAUUCAUUGGGUCGGAUUUAUUUUUGGUUCAAAGUGAACUGGAAGUAUUACUGGCAAAACUGAUCUACAAAACAGUACUACAUUAUACGCUCUUCAUAAGAAAGUAUAGGCUAAGAUUUAGGUAAAAAUACUUUUCUCGUCUACUAGAGUCUGAUUCAACUAAACUAAAGCAAUGAAAGAGGAAAAAUUGUAAAUAUAAAUAUUUUAAAACUUA